AUGGAUCAGAACAACAACCCCCCGCCUUAUGCCCAGGGUGCCAUGACUCCUGGAAUCCCUCUCUUUAGCCUAGUGAUGCUUUAUGGCACAGGACUGACUCCACAGCCUAUUCAGAACACCAACAGUCUGUCUAUAUUGGAAGAGCAGCAAAGACAGCAGCAGCAACGGCAGCAGCAGCAGCAGGCAGCAGUGGCAGCCGUUCAGCAGUCGACGUCCCAGCAGGCAACGCAGGGGGCCUCGGGCCAGACACCACAGCUUUUCCACUCACAGACUCUUACGACCGCACCCUUGCCGGGCACCACUCCCCUGUAUCCCUCCCCCAUGACCCCCAUUACCCCUGCCACGCCAGCCUCAGAGAGCUCUGGGAUUGUGCCGCAGCUGCAAAAUAGUGUAUCCACAGUGCAUCUUGGUUGUAAACUUGACCUAAAGACCAUUGCACUUCAUGCAGGGAAUGCUGAAUAUAACUCCAAGUGGUUUGCUGCUGUAAUUAUGAGAAUAAGAGAGCCCCGGACCACUGCACUGAUAUUCAGUUCUGGGAAGAUGGUGCGCACAGGAGCCAAGAGUGAAGAACAGUCCAGACUAGCAGCAAGAAAAUAUGCCAGGGUUGUACAGAAGUUGGGUGUUCCAGCUAAGUUCUUGGACUUCAAGAUUCAGAACAUGGUGGGGAGCUGUGAUGUGAAGUUCCCUAUAAGGUUAGAAGGCUUUGUGCUUACCCACCAACAGUUCAGUAGUUAUGAGCCAGAGUUAUUUCCUGGUUUAAUCCACAGAAUGAUCAAACCGAGAAUUGUUCUCCUUAUUUUUGUUUCCGGAAAAGUUAUAUUAACAGGUGCUAAAGUCAGAGCAGAAAUUUAUGAAGCCUUUGAGAACAUCUACCCUAUUCUAAAGGGUUUCAGGAAGACAACGUAAUGGC
Molecule: messenger RNA, 910 nt
Organism: Balaenoptera musculus (blue whale)
Lineage: Eukaryota; Metazoa; Chordata; Mammalia; Artiodactyla; Balaenopteridae
Product: TATA-box-binding protein-like
Exons: 1
Coding region: 1-906 (301 amino acids)
Biological process (GO): DNA-templated transcription initiation
Molecular function (GO): RNA polymerase II general transcription initiation factor activity; DNA binding
Source: RefSeq, a predicted model, not a curated record